AUGAAGGAGUCGCGGCUGCCAUGGACGAGUUUGCUGGACUGGGAGGAGGAGAGUAUCCUGCUGCCUCUGGAACUAUGUGGAUCCAGGAACCAGACGAACCACUCCGACUGGGUUCUGGAGUACCAGAACCGUACGGUGCACUGUCUGGAGCACGCGCCCACGCUGACUGAUGGGGCCUACACCCGGGCUCUCGUGCUGGGCGGCAUGGCCGUCCUGUCGCUGGUCGGCAACCUCCUCACCAUCUACAGCAUCCACACUUCCAGACAUUCCCGACGACAGCGGCACCAGAGCGCCAUGUACUCACUGAUCCUGCACCUGUCUGUGGCAGACCUCCUGGUGACCGUGUUCUGCCUGGGAGGGGAGGCGGUGUGGAGUUACACAGUCGCGUGGCUCGCGGGCAACCUCGCCUGUAAACUCUUCAAGUUCCUCGAGAUGUUCAGCCUCUACCUCAGCACCUUCGUCUUGGUCUUGAUAGGUGUCGACAGGUUCCUCGCAGUACGAUACCCCAUCAAGUCCCUGAGCACGGCGAAGCGCUGUAACCGGCUGGUGGGCUGCGCCUGGGGCCUCAGCGCUCUGCUCAGCGUACCUCAGAUGGUGAUAUUCCACGAGGUGGGGGGGCCGUUCUACGAGGAGUUCUACCAGUGCGUCACGUACGGGUUCUACACAGAGCCGUGGCAGGAGCAGCUGUACACCUCCUUCAGCUUCAUGUGUAUGUUCAUCCUGCCACUAGUCAUUCUAAUAUCAUCGUACGUGUUUCUACAGAUGGUGAUAUUUCACGAGGUGCGGGGGCCGUUCUACGAGGAGUUCUACCAGUGCGUCACGUACGGGUUCUACACAGAGCCGUGGCAGGAGCAGUGUUACACCUCUUUCAGCUUCAUGUGUAUGUUCAUCCUGCCACUAGUCAUACUGAUAUCGACGUACGUGUCGACUAUCAUCACUAUAUCACAGAGCGACAAAACGUUCCAGCUGGAAGCUGCAGAGAACUCGACCCGCAAGUACGACAUCAACAGGCGGCGACUGAUACAUCGCGCCAAGGUCAAGUCCUUCCGUAUCAGCGUAGUGAUAGUGGCCGCCUUCAUCGUGUGGUGGACGCCCUACUACAGCAUGAUGAUCAUCUUCAUGUUCCUCAACCCAGACAAACAUCUAAGUGAAGAACUUCAGAAGGCGAUUUUCUUCUUCGGAAUGUCCAACAGUCUGGUGAAUCCGGUCAUAUAUGGAGCUUUCCACCUGUGGAGGCCGAAGAGGAAAAAACACGGGAGUUACAGAGAUGGAUCCACACAGCAGACAGCCAACUCAAUGGUUACUCGUUUAAGUCGAGGAGGAACACUGAAAGAAGACACGAGCUGCAUUCUCCUCGGAACGGAAAAGACGUGCGACCAGAGGUCCGAGUGCUGUACAGCGGCGAACUGUAGCACCUCGGCUGUAUAGCGCUGGCGAACCACACGACUAGCAGCGUGCGCCGACACCAUGCUGUAGCGGGGAGCAUCAGUCGGCGUUGCUGAGAUGUGAAACUGAGCGACUGACGCUGUGUGACGAUGCCAUGCUGUAGCGGGAAGCAUCAGUCGGCGCUGCUGAGAUGUGAAACUGAGCGACUGACGCUGUGUGACGAUGCCAUGCUGUAGCGGGAAGCAUCAGUCGGCGCUGCUGAGAUGUGAAACUGAGCGACUGACGAUGUGCGACGAUUUCAUGUUGUAUCGGGGAGCAUCAGUCGGCGCUGUAGAGAUGAAUAGCUGAGUGAUACACAUUUGUGGCGAAGAACAGUCAGCACAGCGAGUAAUGUCCAUGGCAAAAUGUCAACUUAUGAUUUUAGCGUACUGGCGCUGUAAAGGCUGACCAGCGCUUGUCAAAGGGAUAUCAAUUUUAGACGAUCCUGUGGUGGUUGAAGUGAAGCAUAUAUUUUUCUGCAAAAAAGCGAAAUAUAGCACAAGCAACUUAAAUUUAUUACAGGUCUACCACACAAAAAAAUUGUAAUAAUAAUUGUAAAUCCCAAAUAUUGUUGACAAUACUGCUUAUGAAAUAUGUGCAAUUUUCGAAACAGACGAAAGCAGAUGUUAGUGAAGUUAAAGCCUAUCAAAAGGAUACGAAGUUUUGUGAAGUUGUAGGAACAGUAAUAAAAACAAAAAACUUGUUAGACAAAAAAAGGAACCAGUACUUACAAACCACUUCUAGCAUAGUUGCUCUCGACAAAAAGUAGUGACUAUUUCAGUGUAAAAUAAACGUGUUUCCCAAAGACUGUGACGGUCUUCAUAGCUUCGAAAGGAAAGAAUUAUUGUCAUAAUGUAUGUUUUCGUGUGUUUACGUUGUGAAAUAAAAUGUAUAUUUACCCAACUUUACAUAUAAACGGAAAAAAACAUUAUGAAGAAAUAUGGACAAAAACGCACUAUUUGUAUUUUUUUUAAGUGAUUAGUCAUCGUAUAAUUUUCCAGGUUUCAUCUGUUGAAAAGUAAUUUCACAGUUUAUUUAUGCAGUGACUUAUUAUGAAAAAUAAAUUAUUGUUUUACUACCAAUUCCAUUUGUGACCUCAUAUUUUGCUACUGUAGGUGACACAAUGCAAAAUCUUUGGAAAGUACUGAUGUGAAAAUUUUCUUGUGGCUGUGCUAAAUGUCAUAACUGGAUGUUACAUCGACGGCGAUUGUUGGAACACUGUGCUUUAAUACAAAAAUAUGAGCUAUUAUGCAAAUAUUCGCCCAACAGACUUAUGACAGUGGUAACAUAAGUACUCGUAUUUGUAGUUAAGUUCAUUUCCUUGAACAAAUCCAUGACCACCAAAGAUACAUUGCGUGUUAUAUGUUUCAGUUUAUGAAUAUGUACAUACUUAUCUAUGUAUUAAUGUAUAAUUUCAUAUUUGUAUUUCAUUUUGAGUAAAACGCUCGAUGUUUUCAUUUGCAAAACUUUGAAUUUUCUUGA
Messenger RNA from Homalodisca vitripennis (glassy-winged sharpshooter), 2907 nucleotides. RefSeq names its product gonadotropin-releasing hormone II receptor. Gene Ontology annotation, biological process: neuropeptide signaling pathway. Lineage: Eukaryota; Metazoa; Arthropoda; Insecta; Hemiptera; Cicadellidae. Gene Ontology annotation, molecular function: corazonin receptor activity. Gene Ontology annotation, cellular component: membrane. The record is from RefSeq and is a predicted model, not a curated record.